GAACAGUGGUGAACUGUCCUGAGAACAGCUGACAGACCCUGAUCAGCUGAUGAGGCCAAGCUGCAGCUCUGUGCUCCAGACCAACUCCUGAAGACCUCCUCUCUUCUUCUUCUUCUUCUUCUUCUCUCUCUCUCAGCUCGCUCUCCCUCCAGACGCCUCCGCCAUGCCUCCUCAGCUCCAGUCCCAGAACCAGAGCGGACCCAAGAUCCUGCAGGGCGACCUCAGCGCCCUCAGCCCGGCCGUCAGGGAGUUCGUGGACACCAACGUGACCCUAUGUCAGCCCGACGCCCUGCACGUCUGCGACGGCUCCGACGAGGAGAACCGAGCCAUCCUGACCCAGCUGGAGGAGCAGGGGAUGAUCAGGAGGCUGCGCAAAUAUGAGAACUGCUGGUUGGCGAGGACCGACCCGAGGGACGUGGCUCGUGUGGAGAGUAAGACGGUGAUUGUGACCCAGGAACAGAGGGACACGGUGCCCACGCCGCUGGGAGGAGGAGUCAGUCAGCUGGGCCGCUGGAUGUCCCCGGAGGAGUUGGACAAAGCCAUGACUCAGCGGUUCCCGGGCUGCAUGAAAGGUCGGACCAUGUAUGUGAUUCCCUUCAGCAUGGGUCCCGUGGGUUCCCCCCUCUCCAAGAUCGGAGUGGAGCUGACCGACUCGCCCUACGUGGUCGCCAGUAUGAGGGUGAUGACCCGGAUGGGGAAGGCCGUGCUGUCCGCUCUGGGAAACGGCGAGUUCGUCCGUUGUCUGCACUCGGUCGGCUGUCCUCUGCCACUCAAAAAGCCGCUGGUGAACAACUGGCCCUGUAACCCCGAGCAGACGUUGAUCGCCCACAUCCCGGACCACCGGCAGAUCGUCUCGUUCGGCAGCGGUUACGGAGGAAACUCCCUCCUGGGAAAGAAGUGCUUCGCCCUGCGCAUCGCCUCACGCAUCGCCAAGGAGGAGGGCUGGCUGGCCGAGCACAUGCUGAUCCUGGGCGUCACCAACCCUGCGGGGGAGAAGAAGUACAUGGCGGCGGCGUUCCCCAGCGCCUGCGGGAAAACAAACCUGGCCAUGCUCUGCCCCACGCUGCCGGGCUGGAAGGUCGAGUGCGUGGGCGACGACAUCGCCUGGAUGAAGUUUGACGACCAAGGAAACCUCCGCGCCAUCAACCCAGAGAAUGGCUUCUUUGGCGUUGCACCCGGCACCUCGGCCAAAACCAACCCCAACGCCAUGGCAACCAUCGUCAAGAACACCCUCUUCACCAACGUGGCGGAGACCAGCGACGGCGGUGUGUACUGGGAGGGAAUGGAUCAGUCGCUGCCGGAGGAAGUCACCAUCACGUCCUGGAAGAACAAACCCUGGAGCUCGGAGGAUGGUGAACCCUGUGCUCAUCCCAACUCUCGUUUCUGCACUCCGGCCGGUCAGUGCCCCAUCAUCGACCCGCUGUGGGAAUCCCCAGAGGGAGUCCCCAUCGAGGCCGUCAUCUUCGGAGGCCGCAGACCAGAAGGUGUCCCUCUGGUGUACGAGGCCUUCAGCUGGCAGCACGGAGUGUUUGUCGGAGCGGCCAUGAGAUCGGAGGCCACGGCUGCAGCUGAACACAAAGGUAAGGUGAUCAUGCACGACCCGUUCGCCAUGCGUCCGUUCUUCGGCUACAACUUCGGACAGUAUCUCUCUCACUGGCUGAGCAUGGCCGACCGCCCCGGCGCCAAACUCCCCAAGAUCUUCCACGUCAACUGGUUCCGCAAGAGCCCGACCGCCGGCUUCCUGUGGCCCGGCUUCGGUGACAACAUCCGCGUUCUGGACUGGAUGUUCAGGCGGGUGAACGGCGAGGCCGGCGCCAUGCCCUCCGCCGUGGGAUACCUGCCGUGCGGCAACUCCCUGAACCUCCAGGGUCUGCAGGAACACGUGGACCUGGACCAGCUGUUCUCCCUGGACCAGGAGUUCUGGCAGAGGGAGGUGGAGGAGGUGAGGAAGUACUUCACCACGCAGGUGAACGACGACCUGCCCAACGAGAUGGCGCGACAGCUGGACCUCCUGCAGCAGAGGGUGAAGCAGAUGUAGAGCAGGAACUCGUCUGUAGAACAACAUCAGAAAAUCUAGAAGAGAAAUGUAAUGAUUCUGAAGAAUAUCUCGUGGUUGUUUUACUGAGCGUCUCUUUUUAUUAGAGACUUCUGAUAUUUUUCACUUUUUUAAAUCGACUGUUGGUUAUCGAGAUGUUCGAGAUGAUUCUCCUGUUAAAUCUGUCCCAGGUGAAGCUCAUGAACUGGUAGGAAUAGAAGAUGAACACAUUCCUCACUCACUGAUGCUGUGAAUAGGAUUGUUUCCUGUCUGUCUUCUCACAUGCUGCUGCAGCGGCACAGUGUUUAAACUAUUUAAUAAGUUAUUAUGAAUCACACUGUCCUGACAGAGAGAGCGAGUCCAGCUCCUGUGACGUUUGACCUCUCACAUGUUUUCUGUUCCUGUCGUAUUUUAUGUUUUAAUUUAUUUUUAUACAGUUUGUUUCUGUUUUAAUCUUCAGCCCCCGACGAGGGAGAC
Molecule: messenger RNA, 2512 nt
Organism: Seriola dumerili (greater amberjack)
Lineage: Eukaryota; Metazoa; Chordata; Actinopteri; Carangiformes; Carangidae
Gene: pck1
Product: phosphoenolpyruvate carboxykinase 1
Exons: 10
Coding region: 164-2038 (624 amino acids)
Biological process (GO): cellular response to dexamethasone stimulus; hepatocyte differentiation; cellular response to insulin stimulus
Cellular component (GO): cytosol; mitochondrion
Molecular function (GO): manganese ion binding; GTP binding; phosphoenolpyruvate carboxykinase (GTP) activity
Source: RefSeq, a predicted model, not a curated record